This is a messenger RNA of Zasmidium cellare ATCC 36951, 792 nucleotides long. RefSeq lists its product as uncharacterized. The transcript has 2 exons. Lineage: Eukaryota; Fungi; Ascomycota; Dothideomycetes; Mycosphaerellales; Mycosphaerellaceae. The record is from RefSeq and is a predicted model, not a curated record. The coding region runs from base 1 to 792 and encodes 263 amino acids.
AUGACGAUGAACGAGAAGAAACCAACUGAGUACCAAGGCCUCCAAGUCAUCGGAGGCGGCCUACCCCGAACAGCAACAACGUCCCUCCACAACGCCCUCGAAACCCUCGGCUACGCCCCGUGCCACAACUUCCGCAUGCACAUCAUCGGCGACACCCUUCCCUACACGCACACCCGGACCUGGCAACGCCUCUUCGACCCGCAGACCCCCAAAUCCACCCGCCGCGCACUCCUCCACAACCUCUACACCUCCACGGCCGCCCCCGCCGCCGUGGACUGCCCGACAUGCUACUUCGUAGAUGAUUUAAUCGAGAUGUAUCCCGACGCAAAAGUCGUCCUCUCCAUCCGCUCCUCCCCCUCAGCCUGGAAGACAUCCUUCGCCGCCACGAUCGGUAGGGUAGCAACUCCCUCCAUGAAAUUCGCCACGUUCUUCUUUCCCGGGAUGACAUUCGGUGUCAUCCCCUUGCUAACCCGCAUGGACGAGCUGAGUCAACGACGCUACGGAUGCGCUUGGGGCGAGGAGGCUGCGUAUGAGCGGCACAAUGAGUGGGUGAAGAGGGUUGUGCCUGAGGAGAGGUUGUUGGUUUUCGAGCCGAAGAUGGGGUAUGAGGUGCUUUGUGAAUUUCUUGGGGUGGAGGCGCCGAGGGAUGGGGAGGGGAGGGUGAGUGGGUUUCCGAGGGUUAAUGAGAGUAAGGGGUUUGAGAGGGCAUUGGGGGUUUUUGCUUGGGUUGGGUAUGGGAGUUGGGUUUUGGUGAUUGGGGUGGUGGUCGGGGUGGUGAGGCGGUUUAUGUGA